AUGAGACUUACAGGCGGCGCCGUAGCCUUUGGGCUUUUGUUACCUGGCGCUGCCGCUUGGGGUAGCUUGGGCCACAUUACCGUCGCCUAUCUUGCCAGCAACUUUGUCAAGGAGGAGACGGCAACCUACUUCCAAGAGCUGCUACGCAAUGACACCGAGCACUACUUGGCAGGAGUUGCAACAUGGGCAGACAGUAUUCGAUACACCAAAUGGGGACAAUUCACCAAGAACUUCCAUUUCAUUGACGCCAAGGACGACCCGCCAACGUACUGCGGUGUCGACUUUGACCGGGACUGCAAAGAGGACGGCUGCGUGGUCAGUUCGAUCCAGAACUACACCACCCAGCUGCUGGACAGCAAGCUGUUCCCAUGGAGGCGGAACCAGGCUGCCAAGUUCGUCAUCCACUUUGUCGGCGACAUCCAUCAGCCUUUGCACACCGAGAACGUGGCCCGGGGAGGAAAUGGCAUCGAGGUCAAGUGGGAGCGCGCAGAGCUGAACCUUCAUCACGUGUGGGACUCCAGCAUCGCGGAGAAGAUGCUAGGUGGAAUCCGCAGGAAGCCAUAUGAGGCUGCUCAUACCUGGGCCGCCAACCUGACCUCCGAGAUCAAGACGGGCAAAUACAUGGCCGAGAGCAAAUUCUGGGCCGCCGGCAUGGAUCUGGAUGAUCCCGUUGCCACAUCUUUGGGAUGGGCAAACGAGUCGAACGCAUAUGUUUGCUCGACGGUACUUCCAGAAGGUCCUGUGGCCAUUGUUGGCCAACAGCUUGCCGGCGAGUAUUUUGAGAAGGCUGCUCCUGUCAUCGAGAUUCAGGUCGCACGGGCUGGAUAUCGUCUGGCUGCUUGGUUGGAUCUCAUCGCGGACAGAAUCCGGGCAACGAGUAACACCAUCGGAGUUGGUGAGCUCUAA
This is a messenger RNA of Neoarthrinium moseri, 906 nucleotides long. RefSeq lists its product as uncharacterized. Gene Ontology annotation, molecular function: nucleic acid binding; endonuclease activity. The transcript is spliced from 3 exons. The record is from RefSeq and is a predicted model, not a curated record. Gene Ontology annotation, biological process: DNA catabolic process. Bases 1 to 906 code for a protein of 301 amino acids. NCBI's taxonomy places the organism in Eukaryota, Fungi, Ascomycota, Sordariomycetes, Amphisphaeriales, Apiosporaceae.